This is a messenger RNA of Solenopsis invicta (red fire ant), 1694 nucleotides long. RefSeq names its product mitochondrial RNA pseudouridine synthase Rpusd4. The transcript has 4 exons. Bases 360 to 1451 code for a protein of 363 amino acids. Lineage: Eukaryota; Metazoa; Arthropoda; Insecta; Hymenoptera; Formicidae. Gene Ontology annotation, biological process: pseudouridine synthesis. Gene Ontology annotation, molecular function: RNA binding; pseudouridine synthase activity. The record is from RefSeq and is a predicted model, not a curated record.
AAUUAUAAAAAAAAUGAAAAAAUUAAACAUCUUGCGCCAGUACAUUCUUUUUCAUAUCUUUUUGAUUCACGCCGCGACAAUGUUGAUGCUGAUCGUGUGCACAGUUAAAUAAUCGCUGAAUUCUGCAAACGGGAUGUUACGCUUUUAUCUAAUUUACCGAAAAUAAAUGCUAACUGAAAAUAUUUUUAAUCGUUUUUAAAUGAUCGAAGCGAUCGUUUAAAUUAAGUCGAUGUCACCUCGUUUCUUCGGUUAUCACGUGCGGUAGCGCCGAGUUUAACCUCAAAUUGAAAAGAACAACUCCGUGCAUUUCUGCCGAGGAUAGGUGGGCACAUUCAUAAAGCGAUUAAAUUUGUAAAAAAAUGAAGGGCGCGAUGACGGUAUUCAGAAGCUUGCGAACCAGCGAGUUCGCGGCGACGUUUCGCACGUGCUACAGAAAGUACUCCACCAAAGAAAAUUACACAACGGCGGAGAAGGUGGUCCAUCCGUACUGGGGAAUUCACCCAUGGAAAUCUGAGAAAGAGUUUACUGAUGAUUUGCUGAAAAAUGUCAUUUACAAUGCAGAUGGAAUAAUUGCAAUAAACAAACCCUAUGGUAUAUCUAUAGCUAAUAGAAAACCAAAUUUAAAUAAUCACCGCAUGCAGUUAAAUCACAAGAUUGUAGGAGCUGUGGAUUAUGCUGUAGAAGAUACUUUGCCGUAUCUUGCGAAGGAAUUAGACGUACCAAUUUUAAUACCAUGCUUAGGAGCAGAAAAAUAUAUGUCUGGCGUAUAUGUUUUUGGAAUUAAUGACCAAGUGUGUCAGCAGUUAGCAAUUGCAAGAAACCGAACUUAUGGCAAAUAUAGAAAAUAUUGGGCAAUCACGAGCCGAGUUCCCAACGAGAUCAAAGGAAAGUAUCAUCUAGCAAUGAUUUUAAAAACAUCUGUUUUAGGAGAUAAAAAGCCUGUUAUUGUGACUUCUUGGAGCAAUAAUUCAGUGAAAAGGAACGAAACCAAGAUAAUGAACAUAGAUUACAAAGUCAUCUCCAAUUCGACGCAUAAUUUAAGUUCCCUAAUAGAAAUUAUAGCAUCCUCGAGAAAGUGGAAUGGUAUCAGGUUGUUUGCUUCUACUAUGCUAUAUGCUCCGAUUCUUGGAGAUAAUAUUCACGGAUCGCGAGUUCAGGAGAUUAUGGGUACAUGGCUAAGAGUCGAUCCAUUCUCCGAUUCCUGUUGGGACUUACCAAAGUUAAAUCAAGAACUGCUAAAACUACUAGACAUAACGCCAAAACAACAAGAGAUUAUUCCAGCACAUAUACACUUGAAAAGUGUGCACUUGGUUUAUGGCAAAGAGAAGAAAGAUUUAAUAAUAGAAGCACCCUUGACGGAAUGGUUUGAUUGGACCUGUAAGCAACUUAAGUUCAAGAUAUCAAACGAAGUGAAAACUGUGGAUAAAGAAGGAGAGUUAGCUUAUGUGUAACAUAUAUGAUAGCAAUUAACUCAAAUGCAUUUCUCACUAAGGCUCAUUGGCAUUAAUGUAACUCAAUUUUAAACUCGAUUUAACUUACUUUUUUCUGGUUCUAAAAACCUUUUUCUAGUUUUAAGUUAGAAUUAAAAAAAAAACAUUAAAUUGAGUUUUAAGUUAAGCUACAUUGAUACAAAUGGGUAUAAGAAUAUUGUAAUUGUAAUAAAAUUGUAAUAAAAACUUUAAUUAAAUUGAUAA